UCCUGUUCCUAACAGGCCAGCACCGACGCGGGGACGGCGGGAGCCCUGACACCACAGCACGUUCGCGCUCAUUCCUCGCCGGCUUCCCUGCAGCUGGGCGCUGUUUCCCCCGGGACGCUGACCCCCACCGGCGUCGUCUCUGGCCCGGCAGCUACGCCCACCGCUCAGCAUCUGCGACAGUCUUCCUUCGAGAUACCUGACGACGUUCCUCUGCCAGCCGGCUGGGAGAUGGCAAAGACAUCUUCUGGUCAGAGAUACUUCUUAAACCACAUCGACCAGACGACAACAUGGCAGGACCCCAGGAAGGCCCUGCUGUCUCCGAUGAACGUCACGGCCCCCACCAGCCCCCCAGUGCAGCAGAGCGUGAUGAACUCGGCCUCAGGUCCUCUUCCUGAUGGAUGGGAACAAGCCAUGACUCAGGAUGGAGAAAUUUACUAUAUAAACCAUAAGAACAAGACCACCUCCUGGCUAGACCCCAGACUUGACCCUCGUUUUGCCAUGAGCCAGAGACUGAGUCAGAGCGCGCCCGUGAAACAGCCGCCACCCCUGGCCCCCCAGAGCCCACAGGGAGGUGUCCUGGGGGGCAGCGGCUCCAACCAGCAGCAGCAGAUGAGGCUCCAGCAGCUGCAGAUGGAGAAGGAGAGGCUGAGACUGAAACAGCAAGAGCUGCUGCGGCAGGCAAUGCGGAAUAUCAAUCCCAGCACAGCAAAUUCUCCAAAAUGUCAGGAGUUAGCUCUCCGGAGCCAGUUACCAACACUGGAGCAGGAUGGUGGGACUCAAAAUCCAGUGUCUUCUCCCGGGAUGUCUCAGGAAUUGAGAACAAUGACGACCAAUAGCUCAGACCCCUUUCUCAACAGUGGCACCUACCACUCUCGAGAUGAGAGCACGGACAGCGGCCUGAGCGUGAGCAGCUACAGCGUCCCUCGCACGCCCGACGACUUCCUGAACAGCGUGGACGAGAUGGACACGGGUGACACGAUCAACCAAAGCACCCUGCCCUCCCAGCAGAACCGUUUCCCAGACUACCUGGAAGCCAUUCCCGGGACAAAUGUGGACCUUGGCACGCUGGAGGGCGACGGCAUGAACAUAGAAGGGGAGGAGCUGAUGCCGAGUCUGCAGGAGGCCUUGAGCUCCGACAUCCUCAACGACAUGGAGUCCGUUCUGGCCGCCACCAAGCUAGAUAAAGAAAGCUUCCUGACGUGGUUAUAGAGCCUCAGGUAGACCGAAUUCCCAGCCUGUGAAGGAUCUAAGGAGAUGAGACAGAUACGCCUGAAAUCGCCCAGUCAGCCAGUUGCCCUGUGCUGGCUAGUACAGAAAAUGAUGAACAAACGUCCAGCCAGAGCUUUUCAUCCACAUUUUGCUCUUCCUUGUCCAUUGCUGCUGUUAAUAUAUUGCUGACCUCUUUCACAGUUGGCUCUAAAGCAUCAAAAAAAAAACUGUUUUGUUUCUUUUGCUGUUGUAACUGCUGUCCGUGCGGGGGCUGGGGGAGGGGAGCCUGCUGGAUGGCAGAUGCCAGUCCUUGUGCCCAGCUAGAUGUUCACCGGUCGUUCUAACUAAACACUCAGACUCGGAAGUCAGACGCUUCACGCCACCGCACGUAAUGUGUUCGAGCAGUGGUCUCUUCAGCUGCCCUGGGCCGGUGGACACACGGGACUUGCUGGCCCGAGGCGCCAAAAGCAUUGUCUCUGAUAUCAAGUAUCCGAGCUGACAUGAGGCGGUAGC
Molecule: messenger RNA, 1722 nt
Organism: Carlito syrichta (Philippine tarsier)
Lineage: Eukaryota; Metazoa; Chordata; Mammalia; Primates; Tarsiidae
Gene: YAP1
Product: Yes associated protein 1
Exons: 8
Coding region: 229-1209 (326 amino acids)
Biological process (GO): hippo signaling; positive regulation of transcription by RNA polymerase II
Cellular component (GO): nucleus; cytoplasm
Molecular function (GO): transcription coactivator activity; transcription corepressor activity; protein binding
Source: RefSeq, a predicted model, not a curated record